This is a messenger RNA of Salvia hispanica, 1187 nucleotides long. RefSeq names its product NDH-dependent cyclic electron flow 1 (gene PNSB2). The record is from RefSeq and is a predicted model, not a curated record. Gene Ontology annotation, molecular function: carbohydrate binding; glucose-6-phosphate 1-epimerase activity. Gene Ontology annotation, cellular component: cytoplasm. Gene Ontology annotation, biological process: carbohydrate metabolic process. Lineage: Eukaryota; Viridiplantae; Streptophyta; Magnoliopsida; Lamiales; Lamiaceae.
GGUCUAUCCAAAAAUUGAGGGGAUGGAAAGUUGUAAAUAUUUGCUGGUGGAGAGUGUUCCUUAGAGUUGAGUGAGAAUGGCUUCUCUCCUAUCCUUCUCUCCCCUAAAAUCUGCUAAAGCUUGUGCAGCUACUACGACAGAGAGUCUCGACCAGAAAUUUGGACGCAAAGGCAUCAAAUUUUCGGAGUCGGGGACGGUAGAGCUGAGCGUGAGAAAUGGUAGCUCGGUGAAGCUUGAGAUUGCAAACGCCCACAUUACUUCAUACAAGCCCAAGGUUUACUGGAAGGAUGAUGGCUAUGAGGAGGUGCUUCAUACUCUCCCACCUUCAUCUUCCUCUUCUUCCUCCCGAGGCGGCAUCGCUUUGGUGGUGGACGACCUCUCCUCCCCACCCAAUCCCAAGGCUACUGCUGCUGCUUCUGAAUGGACUGUAAUGGAUGCUGAUUCCGACUCCAUCGACGCUGUGCAGGUUGAGUUGGGGUGUGUUCGUGGCUGUUUGGAUAUCAGGUACGUUGUAUCACUCUAUCCUCUCAGCAUGGCGGCUGCUGUGAUAGUCAAGAACACGGGGCGAAAGCCGGUCGAUUUAGCCACUGCUAUUUUGAGUCAUUUGAAGGUGAAGAAGAGAGGUGGGAGUGGUGUGCAAGGAUUGAAAGGCUGCUCUUACUGCACUCACCCUCCUCUUUCUUCUCCUUUCCAAAUCUUAUCCCCCUCCGAAGCUACCAAGACCGAGGAACCGGGCUUCUUCUCGUUCGGAUGGGAGCCUGAAAACAAGCCCGGGGUGUGGAGUGUGCAGGAUGCCCCCAUUACCGUCUUGAGACAUAAGCUCAGUAGAGUGUACGCUGCUCCACCACCGCAACGCUCCGACCCUUUCCACACCACCGCCCCCUCCAAGUACGAGACCAUCGACCAGGGGCGUGAGCUUUUCUUCCGAGUGAUAAGAAUGGGAUUCGAGGAAAUAUAUCUGUCCAGUCCGGGCUCAUUUGCGGACAAGUAUGGCAAUGGCUACUUUAUAUGUACAGGCCCCACUUCAAUGUUGGUUCCGGUCACAGUGAACCCCGGUGAAGAAUGGAGAGGGGCGCAGGUCAUAGAGCAUGAUAAUUUGUGAUUCGAGGCAUUUUUUUGCUAAUCUUUACUUGUAAUCAUACAGAUUGAGAAUGGAAAUAUAAAUGCUUUGCUUCGUUUUGAUUAUA